GUAAGGAAUAUAAAAAUAAAUGGAUUAUUUCAAACUAUUCCAAAAUUAAUCAUAUUAUUUGCGGUGAAUUGAUAUCUCCUUCAUUUGGAUAUACUCGAGAUUCAUUUGAAAUCAGAUUUAAUAGAUUUCAUACAAAUUACUAUUUAAGAGAAAUAUCCAUAUAUCUUCAUUCUACAGCUGAACAAAAUGACAUAGAAUUCUCAUUAACUUUAUUAAACAAAGAUCCAAAAAAAAAUUUUUGUCGUAAAUACAAUGGUGAAGGGUUUACAUCAAUAUGGGGAUGGAGCAACUUUAUAUGUGCCGACGAAAUAAAUAAAGAAAACGGAUUUGUAACAGAAGAUGACAAAGUAGAAUUUGAAUUUACACUUACUUAUCCUAAAGCAAUGCCAUUGUUAUCAAAUUACAUUCCCAAUUAG
Molecule: messenger RNA, 416 nt
Organism: Dictyostelium purpureum
Lineage: Eukaryota; Evosea; Eumycetozoa; Dictyosteliales; Dictyosteliaceae
Exons: 2
Molecular function (GO): protein binding
Source: RefSeq, a predicted model, not a curated record